GGGCGGGCGGAAGUGUGGCGACGAGACGGAAGUUGGCCGCCGACGGGGACUGCGCCCUCAUGUCGGCCUCCCUGCUGCGGCGGGGCUUGGAGCUGCUGGAGGCGCCGGGCCGGGGAAAGGUCCCACCGGGACUCCAGCGGGGGCGAGACGGCCUCAGGGCGGUGGGCACUGCGAGGCGGAGGAAGAGGGCGCGGGAUCCCGGGAGGAACAAGGCCACAGUUAAGGGCAGAGUCGUGAAGUCGGCGAUAGAGGAGUAUCAUAAGAAGGCGGCUGUGAAUCACUUGAGAGAAAACCUGCAGUACAUGUUGAAGGGACGAUUUGUUGCAGACAAAGCCGUUACAGAACAGGUUCUUGCUCAGAACAGAGGCAGGAAGUCCAAAGAUCAGCCUCCAAAGAAGGUGGCAAAGAAGAAGCCGGAGGGAACUGUCUUUACUGAAGAAGAUUUCCGUAAAUUUGAGAGAGAAUACUUUGGGAGACCAUAAACAACAUGACAGGAAUUCUUGCAACUCAAGUCUUUCUGCAGUUGAGUGCUCAGCACACAGGACUGGCCAUUUCCUCAGCAUGUUUGAGAUGGGACAUUGGAGAUAUGCCUCUGUCAGCAAGUGAUUUAAUGUUACACUUAAAGAGCAGCUCUGCAUCUGUGCAGAACUUGUUAGCAGCCAGCUAGAGCCACAGAGGUUCUUUUGGCUCUGAAAUGUAUUGUCCUUCUAAUUACCUCCUUCCAGCCAGCAUGUCUUGCAUUCUUAAUGUAGAAGGGCAGACCAAGCUAAAUACAAAUCUUCUUCCCCUUCCUCAGGAUCUAAGGCUUUUGCUACCUGUAUUAUUUGGCGUGCAGCAUUUAAAGUACUGUGAGUGGAGAAGUAUUCUGAACCAGCAGUAAUAAAUCAUUGGAAGGGAAGGAUGCUUUGAAAGACUUAAACCUGAAUAGCCCUGCAGUUUCUGUUCUUAUUACAGCCUCUGCCAGGUUUUUCAGUCAUUGCAAAAACUUUUUAUAUGUAACUUGAUUAAAUAAUUGUUGCAGACA
Molecule: messenger RNA, 1024 nt
Organism: Athene cunicularia (burrowing owl)
Lineage: Eukaryota; Metazoa; Chordata; Aves; Strigiformes; Strigidae
Gene: RPS19BP1
Product: ribosomal protein S19 binding protein 1
Exons: 4
Coding region: 60-482 (140 amino acids)
Cellular component (GO): nucleolus
Molecular function (GO): enzyme binding
Source: RefSeq, a predicted model, not a curated record